AUACCAACAAUGCCAUUCGACAAGUUCCAAAAGUCCUCUGCUUACCACUCCAGAUUCCAAACUCCCUUCAGAAGAAGAAGAGAAGGAAAGACCGACUACUACCAAAGAAAGAGAUUGGUCACCCAACACAAGGCUAAGUACAACACUCCAAAGUACAGAUUGGUUGUUAGAUUCACCAACAAAGACAUCAUUGCCCAAAUCGUGUCUUCUCAAAUCACCGGAGAUGUUGUGUUCACCGCUGCCUACGCCCACGAAUUGCCAAAGUACGGAAUUGAACACGGUUUGACCAACUGGUCUGCUGCUUAUGCUACCGGUUUAUUGGUUGCCAGAAGAGCCUUGCAAAAAUUGGGCUUGGACGAAACCUACACUGGUGUCGAAGAAGUCGAAGGUGAAUUUGAAUUGACCGAAGCCGUUGAAGACGCCCCAAGACCUUUCAAGGUGUUUUUGGAUAUUGGUUUACAAAGAACCACCACCGGUGCCAGAGUGUUUGGUGUUUUGAAGGGUGCUUCCGACGGUGGAUUGUAUGUUCCUCACUCUCCAAACAGAUUCCCAGGUUGGGAUAUCGAAGGUGAAGAGUUGGACGCUGAAUUGUUGAGAAAGUACAUCUUUGGUGGACACGUUGCUGAAUACAUGGAAGAAUUGUUGGAUGAUGAUGAAGAAAAGUUCAAGUCUUUGUUCAAGGGUUACUUGGCUGAUGAAAUCGAAGCCGAUGACAUUGAAGAAAUCUACACCGAAGCCCAUGAAAAAAUCAGAGCUGACCCAUCUUUCAAGCCAACUGAAAAGAAGUUCACCAAGGAACAAUACGCUGCUGAAUCUAAGAAAUACAGACAAGUUAAGUUGACCAAGGCUGAAAGAGAUGCCAAGGUUGCUGAAAAGAUUGCUGCUUUCAAGGCUGAAAACUAAUUUACCUAAUUUUGUACAAUGUAUGAAGAUUAUCU
Yamadazyma tenuis ATCC 10573 is the source of this 938-nucleotide messenger RNA. The record is from RefSeq and is a predicted model, not a curated record. NCBI's taxonomy places the organism in Eukaryota, Fungi, Ascomycota, Pichiomycetes, Serinales, Debaryomycetaceae.